This is a messenger RNA of Xyrichtys novacula (pearly razorfish), 197 nucleotides long. Lineage: Eukaryota; Metazoa; Chordata; Actinopteri; Labriformes; Labridae. The record is from the annotation of a GenBank genome assembly.
UAAAGACAGCAGGAAAAAAAAAGCUUGGAGACCGCUGGAGCUCAGGCACCUGGACGGAGACGCUUCGGCGGAGUGUGGACUCCAAAAACAAGAGACUGGAGCUCCGGGUUCUCUACUUUCGCCGAGUGGAGGCGGCUGAAAUAGCCCAAAAGAAGGGUGUGAGUCUGUGUGGAUGGAAGCUGUCUGUAUCCGACUGA